AUGGUCACCAUGCUGGCUUACAAAACUAUGAGAUCUCACAGGUCAUUACGGAUUUUUUACAAUAUUUCUCGUCAUUUCAACAAACAGAACAGGGAAAGACAGUCACAAAGAUUAUGUACAGCUCUAUUGAAUCCCAGAAGGGAGUACAGUUCUGCGGCAGAGCAGUUACAGGAACCGCAUAUUCAAGGAACGGAGAAAGAGUACUCACCCAAAAUCGAAAGAAUUGUGGAUGAGAUAAGUCAGUUAACUUUACUAGAAGUUUGUGAUUUGAAUGAGCUUUUAAAAACAAGACUUAAGAUUAAAGAUGGUCCUGUGAUGGCCAUGGCAGGACCUGCCGUUGCGGCCCCUAAAGAAGAAGAGGAGGAGGAGGUGGCCCCCAAGAGGGAAAAGAACGCAUUCACAGUCAAGCUGGUCAAGUUCGACGAUUCAAAGAAAAUCACACUAAUAAAGGAACUUAAAAACAUCAUUCCUGACAUUAACCUUGUUCAAGCUAAGAAAUUCGUGGAAGCUGUGCCGCAAGUCGUAAAGGCUGAUAUCAUGAAGGAAGAGGCUGAGAAACUUAAAUCGACCAUAGAGGCCGUCGGGGGUGUUGUCGAAUUAGAAUAAUACGGGAAGCAACUGAUUGUGUGACGUUAAGUGUGUUUAGGCAUGCUGUAAGUGUGCAUUAGACAAUGCAACAUUGUGAAUAUCAGGUUGAUGUUGAAAAAAAAAACUAUGACUGUAUGUUAAAAUUAGCCAGUUUUGUUGUAUCAUAAAUAUGAAUGAUAAAUAAAAUUAUUAUGAACAA
This is a messenger RNA of Saccostrea cuccullata (small rock oyster), 787 nucleotides long. RefSeq names its product large ribosomal subunit protein bL12m-like. The transcript has a single exon. The record is from RefSeq and is a predicted model, not a curated record. Gene Ontology annotation, molecular function: mRNA binding; structural constituent of ribosome. Bases 1 to 606 code for a protein of 201 amino acids. Gene Ontology annotation, cellular component: ribosome; mitochondrial large ribosomal subunit. Lineage: Eukaryota; Metazoa; Mollusca; Bivalvia; Ostreida; Ostreidae. Gene Ontology annotation, biological process: translation.